GAGAGAGAGAAGUUGAUAGAUAUUUAUAAUAGCUCGUUGAUUAAAAGUUUUUGAGAUGAGUUCUCAAGAGCUGAAGAAGAAAGAAAAAGGAAAAGAAAUUGUCACUUCCGAAGAAAAACCUACCACUUCCGAAGUCUCCAUGUAUUUCAGUGAGCAGGGAAUAGCAGCUCUCCUAGAAGCUAAUAAGAAAGAUAAUGCUGAGAAAGUUGGUACGCAACCAAAGGAGAGUUCAUCUUCAAAAAUCAAGCCUUGCAUUUUCUUUACUUCAGAUGAAAAGGCGAGACUGCGGUGGUCAAGCGACCUUCAUGAUUGCUUUGUCAAAGCCGUUGAGAAACUUGGUGGACCGGAUAAGGCAACACCAAAAGCUGUCAAAAACAUGAUGGAAGUUGAAGGAAUUGGACUUCACCAUGUUAAGAGUCAUCUUCAGAAGUUUAGACUUGGAAGAUGUAACAUACGGGAUGAAACGGAUCAAUAUCAUAAACGUUAUAGAGGUCGGCGCAUUUUUAAAGCAUAUGCUGCAUCAAAUUCACCUCGCGCACAAGUAAACAUAAGACCUAAAGUUAUAGGAGAUGUGAAGCCAAAGAAGGCAAAAGAAGACCAUGGAUCACUUUACAUGCUUAUAGAGCAAGGUCUAAAUUUACAAAGAUGUCGUGAGGCAGAAAGAAUGCAAAUGGCUUUUGAAAUAGAAAAUAACCGUAAAAUGUUGGAGGCACAAUAUUUGCAAGCAAGCAUGGUUCCAACUAUAACCAAUCAACACAUAAACUAUAUUUCAACAACAACUCCUGCAACUCAACAGCCUUCAUCACAAACAUCAGAUCAGUGGUUAACAGAACGCUAUUCCAGAAGACAGACCAGUGAUUCACAACAACCAACUACUAUGAUUCUACAAACUACCACUUGUCUACCCAAGUGUGACUUACCUCAGGAGACAAGUAAUACAUUUUCAAUGUACCAGCCACAGCAUAUGAAUACCUCAACUCAAGAACAACAAUUUAACAGCAGUCUCAACUACAACAUCACUCAAGGUUUCAUCAAUCCGUGUGUGACUACUGAGCCACAAUCGAUGCCUGGCUCAUCCAUUGUCACAAAUCAGGCAAAACUUCAGCUCAACGAUGAUUGCGUCAUUCACGACUCAUAUCCCAAUCCAAGUUUCCUACCUACCGCAGUACCACAAACAGUUGAUUCCCUUCAUCAGGUUAUUUCUAACAUCACAUUUCCAUUAUUGACGACAUCACAACCUAUACAAACACAUGCUCCAAAUCGUACUUAUAAUUAUCCUGAAUACAACACUCUUGAAAGGGUUAAAGCCCAGCUCAGUGCAUUACAAUACUCAAGCACAAGCCGCAUUCAAGCAGCACCUUCUCGUGAAACCAACUUAUUGUCUUCUGCCACAAGGGAUGAUGAGGAAGAUCCAGUGGAUAUGUAUAUUGACUGGGGUAAAUAUGACGAAGUGGAUAUUGAUGAACUUGAUCCAGUUGAAGCACUCAUGGCUUUAGGUUUUUGAGUAAGUCAUUUACCUUAAUAUCGUAAAACUAUCAGUAUUGUUGUGAUUUAUAUGUUGAUUAUAAUAGGCAUUUAUUAUAGAGUCAAAGAACUUGAUUUACCUUUUUCGGUUUAAGUUUACAUAAUAAAUACAAAUCUAAGUUAGAACUGUGACACAUAUUAUUUAUCUGCCUUCAUCACCACCAUGUUGCCGUCGUCAACACUAUGUUGCCGUCACCAACCAAAUAUUUUUCUCAUGUCUUCCCUUGAAAAAUUUCAUGUAUU
Molecule: messenger RNA, 1767 nt
Organism: Raphanus sativus (radish)
Lineage: Eukaryota; Viridiplantae; Streptophyta; Magnoliopsida; Brassicales; Brassicaceae
Product: two-component response regulator ORR21
Exons: 7
Coding region: 56-1504 (482 amino acids)
Molecular function (GO): DNA binding; DNA-binding transcription factor activity
Source: RefSeq, a predicted model, not a curated record